Molecule: messenger RNA, 3589 nt
Organism: Panicum virgatum (switchgrass)
Lineage: Eukaryota; Viridiplantae; Streptophyta; Magnoliopsida; Poales; Poaceae
Product: mitochondrial proton/calcium exchanger protein-like
Exons: 14
Coding region: 933-3200 (755 amino acids)
Biological process (GO): intracellular monoatomic cation homeostasis
Cellular component (GO): mitochondrial inner membrane
Molecular function (GO): calcium ion binding; ribosome binding
Source: RefSeq, a predicted model, not a curated record
CCCAUCCCCCACGAUCGGUUCCUUCGACCUCGCCGCGGUUUGUUUUUACCCUUGUCCCUCCCCAUUCCUCGGGGACUCCAUUGGUGCUGUGCGCGGGCGCUUUGCUUGGCACUCGGCUAGUGUAUGCAUCUAUAGUUCUAUGAUGAGCGCUAUCGGUGUGUCACCCACGAAAUUUGUUGACUCUUCUGAAGCUGCUAUAGUGCUAUUGCUAUCGUAGCUUUCAAUGCAGAUGCCUUUAAGUGUUGUAAAACAGCCGUAGAAAUGCAACUUCCAGAUGAUGUCUUGUUUGUAGAAUUUUUGACAAAGUUGAUUUUAGGUAUGAAUAGUAAAUUUGCCUCGCUUGAUAUAAGUAUCUUUUUUCAUUUGCCAGGCAAGAACCACAUUACAUUCAGGUGGGUGCUUUUCCCUUUGCUGAUUCCAUAAUAAACUGAGAACGAGUGAGAUUCUUCGCAACACAGAUCCAUCUGGAUUUUUAGACAGGGAAAAUGAGAUGAAAGCCAUGCUAUGCUCAAUAUGGUGAGUAGUAUCUUGGAUCAUCCGUCUGGUUCAAUGGUCUAACAUGAUCCAAUCUGUGUAUCAUCAGACUUGAGAUUUUAGUAUUGUUCGAAGUCUAUAUAUGAUGUGGAUUAUUUUUUAUUUUCAUAAUUUGUUUGCUCCAUGGAGGAUUCAUAAUUCUAUUGGUAGUGUCGAACUCACAGCUUAGUUGUUUUAUGAUAAUUGUAAUGUACAAGUAUGUUUCUAAUGAUUUUGAACUAUUGGUGCUACCGCGCCAUGGAUGCUAUAACUUUUCCAUCGCAAAACUUUAUGUUAGAUUCUUUUCUUGCAUAUUAAGAUGUGGUGAUGCCAUAACCAGAGAUUUGUCGUAUUUCAAGUCCUACCUCAAAAGGCAUGAUCCUGGCAUUUCCUUGAGAAAAAGGAGCAAGUGAGCAAAAAUGGCCUCGAGGGCUAUCAUCAGGAGGCGGAAGGACAUUCUCCGGCACACUAGUGUGCCUAUUUUAUCCUCAUUACCCACUAACACAACUGGGCAAGAAAAAAUUGGAUGUGAGAUUGAUCAGAGAUCCGUAUGUUUGUUUUCAGAGGACAGUUUAGCUUAUUCUGAUCAUGCUAAGGUGCAGUAUACUUUGAGUAAGCAAAAUCUUUGUGGCCUCAGUAGUGGUUUCACAUGUCGCCCAACUUGUGGGGUUUCUCUUACCACUUAUGGCUCUAGAGCACAAAACUUUGUGUUCCCCUUGGGAAUCAGGUGUUUCCUCCAGUUAGUGCGCACCACAUCAAACACAGCUGGCCAACCUCAAGUUAAUAUUAUGGGCAAGCAGAGUGAGGAUGAUAAGAAGAAGCAACAAAAAAAGGAGGCCUCCCCAGAAGAAUGUGAUCAGGCAGUGGAAGGAUUAAGCACUGCAAAAGCAAAGGCUAAAGCUAAGCUGGAGGAAGUGCAAAAGACUGACCAAUCAAUCAUACAGAAGUUCUGGGCGAAGCUUCUGGGUAUUGGCCCUGCUUUGAGACUUGUUGCUUCAAUGAGCAGAGCUGAUUGGGCUGCAAAGUUGAAGCACUGGAAGGAUGAAUUUGUUUCUACACUGCAGCAUUAUUGGUUGGGCACUAAGUUGCUCUGGGCAGAUGUUAGAAUCUCAUCAAGACUGUUAGUCAAACUUGCUAAUGGAAAGAGCCUUACAAGGCGAGAGAGGCAACAGCUCACACGUACAACAGCAGAUCUGUUCAGGCUAGUACCUUUUGCUGUGUUUAUUAUUGUUCCGUUCAUGGAACUCUUGCUGCCAGUGUUCCUCAAGUUGUUCCCAAACAUGCUGCCAUCCACUUUCCAGGACAAAAUGAAAGAAGAGGAGGCACUAAAAAGGAAAUUGAAAGCAAGGAUGGAAUAUGCAAAAUUUUUACAAGAUACUGCAAAAGAAAUGGCAAAGGAAGUUCAAACAUCACGUAGUGGAGAAAUGAAACAGACCGCUGAAGAUCUGGAUGAGUUUUUGAAUAAGGUUAGGAAAGGUGGACAUGUCUCCAAUGAAGAAAUUUUGAACUUUGCUAAGCUAUUUAAUGACGAGCUGACUUUGGAUAACAUGAGCAGACCUCGGCUAGUAAAUAUGUGUAAAUACAUGGGGAUCCAACCUUUUGGUACAGACCACUACUUACGAUUCAUGCUUCGAAAGAAGCUACAAGAAAUUAAGAAUGAUGACAAGAUGAUUCAAGCUGAGGGUUUGGAGUCUCUUUCUGAAUAUGAGCUUCGACAAGCUUGUCGUGAACGAGGUCACCUUGGCUUGUUGUCAACCGAGGAGAUGUGCCUAGAGCUCAGAGACUGGUUGGAUCUAUCACUCAAUCAUUCUGUGCCGUCAUCUCUUCUAAUACUCUCAAGAGCUUUUACUGUGUCUGGGAGAAUGAAACCUGAGGAGGCUGUUGUAGCAACCUUAUCUUCUCUGCCAGAUGAAGUUGUCGAUACAGUUGGGACUGUACUGCCUUCUGAAGAUCCUGUUUCUGAGAGGAAGAGAAAAUUGGAAUUUCUGGAGAUGCAAGAGGAACUUAUCAAGGAAGAGGAGAAAAGGCAAGAGAAAGAAGAGAAGGCGAAAUUGGAGGAGCCAAAGGCUAUUGAAGCAGAUUUGGCUCUGAAAGAAAUGAUUGAGCCUACUGCUAGGGAGGAAGAGGAAGUAAAGAAAGCUAAAACGCAUGAUAAGAAAGAGCAACUUUGUAAUAUCAGUCAAGCAUUGGCUGUGCUUGCAUCUUCUUCUUCUGUUACCAAGGAGCGCCAGGAGUUUUUAAGCCUUGUGAACAAGGAGAUAGAACUAUAUAACAACAUGCUUGCGAAGGUGGGUACAGAUGGUGAAGAAGAAGCCAGGAGAGCAUACAGGGUUGCUAGGGAGGAAUCAAACCAUGCUGCGGAGGCAGCUGUGGGAGAAAAGGUUUCUUCAGCAUUGAUAGAUAGGGUUGAUGCUAUGCUUCGAAAGUUAGAAAAGGAGAUUGAUGAUGUUGAUGCUCGAAUUGGCAAUCGCUGGCAGCUGCUGGAUAGGGACCGCGACGGCAAAGUGACUCCUGAGGAGGUAGCAGCAGCAGCAAAUUAUCUCAAAGACACCAUAGGGACAGAAGGUGUCCAAGAGCUUAUCAGCAAUCUUUCCAAAGACAAGGAGGGGAAUAUCCUUGUGGAAGACAUUGUGAAAUUGGCAUCACAAACAGAGGAAAACAAUGAACAUGAAGAAGUGCCACGAUGAUGUGAACAGCAGGCACAUUCUUGGCUGUCAGAACUCAGCGGUCAAUUCAUUUUCGAGGGAAUUGACCCAGUGAGCUCAAGGCAGUUUCAUUCGUAGAUCAAAACUUCAAAAGGCUGAACGGUCACUUUUUGUUCCGAUUGGCUGGUGCUGAGAAAGUUGUCCAGUAGCAUAGCUUCUUGUUACUCUAUAACGUUACAUUCAUACAUUAUUUGUUUUUAUAACAUACAUUCACAGUUAGCACCGGUGCUGAACACCAGGUAGAGGGAUUCUUGAGGUAAAAUGGCAACUGAAAUUUAAAAAGGUUGCCAUGGAAAUGGAAAUAAGCUUAAUGGAGCAGUUCGAUCUUUAUCUAUAAUAUGAAUAAAAAGUAUAGUAACUGAUUAAGUAUA